AUGUCCGACUUGCCAAGUAUCAGAAUCACACAAUCACUUCCCUUUGUCAAUUCUGGAUGUGAUUACGCUGGACCAAUUACUCUCAAGGAUCGAAAGGGUCGCAACGCUAAGAAGUCAAAGGGAUACAUAUGCCUCUUCGUGUGCCUCGUCACCUCGGCACUACACCUGGAACUAGCCACUGAUCUCAGCACAGAGACAUUUCUGGCAGCUCUGAGAAGAUUCAUGUCGCUCCGAGGAAAAUGUGCACAAAUCUACAGUGAUAAUGGCAGGAACUUUGUAGGAGCAAGGCGAGCAUUGGACGAGAUGCAACAACUCCUGGCAUCUUCACAGCAUAAGGAUCGAGUCUCGCAGACAUUGGCUGAUGAAGGCAUUAAAUGGGUCUUCAUUCCAUCGUACGCACCUCACUGGGAAGGAAAGUGGGAGUCUUCCUUAAGAUCAGUCAAGCUUCACCUGCGCCGCGUCAUUGGCAACACUAUCCUAACGUUUGAACAGAUGCACACCCUAUUAGCACAGAUAAGUGCAGUGGUAAACUCAAGACCACUGUAUUAUACACCGGACACCGACGUCACAUAUCUGUCUCCAGCACACCUAUAG
Messenger RNA from Drosophila ananassae, 594 nucleotides. RefSeq lists its product as uncharacterized. The coding region runs from base 1 to 594 and encodes 197 amino acids. The record is from RefSeq and is a predicted model, not a curated record. The transcript has a single exon. Gene Ontology annotation, molecular function: nucleic acid binding. Gene Ontology annotation, biological process: DNA integration. NCBI's taxonomy places the organism in Eukaryota, Metazoa, Arthropoda, Insecta, Diptera, Drosophilidae.